This is a messenger RNA of Coregonus sp. 'balchen', 8735 nucleotides long. The record is from the annotation of a GenBank genome assembly. NCBI's taxonomy places the organism in Eukaryota, Metazoa, Chordata, Actinopteri, Salmoniformes, Salmonidae.
CCGCCUUUAAAUUGUCCACUAUAGUCUUUUUUACGAAAGAGGAGCCGCAGGGUGACAGCGAGGGUCCUCUUCUCCACAACAUAUGGACUCUUUUAUGUUUCUGUAUUUUAUUUGAUCAUUCUGUUUACUUGCAACAUUUAGAAAUAUGGCUUCCUUUUUGUCGCUCGUCCCUGCUUUCACGUUAUCGGUUGUCAUAUUUUCUGGCGCGGUAGUCGCACGGGGUGAUGUGCUCGAGCUAGGGGACGCGGAUUUCGAUUACCUUGCAGCGGAGCACGACACGAUGUUAGUGAAAUUCUACGCUCCAUGGUGAGAGAACAAAGUGAAACAUUCCCUUAUGUCUAUAGCCAUUGUAAUUUCUAGACAUGCAAUGUAAUUUAAGGCAAAUAUGUAUGUACAGUAUCUAUUCUAGGCGACUGUCCAAGACAUGUUCCGUUAGCCAGCUAGCUAUAUUCUCUGUAUCAGCUGUCAAGCUCAAGGCAAGUAGCUACUGUAUCAAGAUAAGCUAGCUAGCAGCAUGAUGGCCGUUAUGUGCAAACAGUAUUUUAGUUAUUUAUAUAAUUUUUUCAAAAUUGGCUAUAUGAUGUCUUUAUAACCCCAAUUUGCUUAUGAGUUUUACAGGUAUAAUACAUUUAUACCCACGCAUAACUAUGGUAUCAAUUGCAUUGCCUGUCACCUCAUAUUCAGUUCCUUGCAUUAUAUCUCCAGUAAUCUAUUUUAUCAUUAUUUGCUUCGCAGGUGUGGACAUUGUAAGAAACUAGCCCCAGAUUUUGAGACCGCAGCCACUCGACUGAAAGGGACAGUGCCACUUGCUAAGGUAUGAUAUAGCUACCACACCACUCUGUCAGAAUAGCUGCCAAUUGAUUUUGUUUACCUAUUUAAUUUCCAUGUUAUUUGAAUGCAUAACAAAAUAACCAGGUGUUCAAACUCUUGCCUUCAUGCAGAGUUACACAGUGUUAAUUGGGAGUUGCGUGCAUUACGUGUCACAUUCUCACUGCACCUGCAUAGGCUUGUUUCUCUGAGGUUAGUUAGGUGUGCUCUGGGAGGGAAAGGGCACAUUGCAGCAUGCUGCCAAUUUGUGGUACAGUAGCUAUUUAUAUAACCCUGGGAUAUUAUGUGAAAGGGCUAAUGUACUUUAUAUAGACUCCUUCCAAGUACACUACACAGUGAUGUCGACGCGACUCUUGACUGCAGGAAGAAAGGCAUCGACAUCUGCGCCCAUUCUACAUAGCCUGGAUUUCAUUCAACAUACGCUUACAAUUAUGUUUUGAUUCUUGCUUGAAAAGUUGCUAAGAUUAUAUUUGGUUGUGAUCUUUGCAAAAUAACUAUUUUGGAUGCAGCAGUUGUUAGCAUGAAUGCUAAUGCUCAUUGACAUAGGCUGUAGCAAAAGCUAGCCAACGAGCCAUUUUUCUGGUUGAAGUUGAAGUGUUUUUUAAGUAUAAUGCAGUUGAUUUGCGAUGAUGACACAAACAUUAUAUUAAGCAGGACAUUCAUACAAGCCUUAAAAUCCAAUUAUAAUCCAAUAGCGGUGUGAAAUGCACUCAUAAGCAACAUAUACAUUUCUUAUUUUCUAUAAGAACUCCCAAGUGUUCUGCCACCAACUUGCACACAUCGCCCUCCUGCAGCAAUUUCUGCAAACACAGAAAGGGGUCUAUUGCCUCUGGCAUUCUCUUUCUCCACAAAUUUUCCACUCCUUUUGCUUUCUAUAAUUGUUUUACUGUGACUAUAUAUCCCUUUCUUUCUCUCUCCUUUCACACUUCCUCUCUCUCUACCUCCCUAUCCUCUGUAUCUCUUCAAUCCAUCUCACUCUCUCACCCCUCAGGUGGACUGCACAGCGAGCCCAGACACAUGCGGGCGUUUCGGGGUCACAGGGUACCCCACGCUCAAGAUCUUCAGAAACGGAGAAGACUCCUCGUCCUAUGACGGACCACGCUCAGCAGGUGUGUGUGUGUGAUUGAAUGUUGUUAAUUAAAGUACACUAAUCAUGUAGGCCUACUAAUGCAUUUGUCUGCAUACACACAGAUGGCAUUGUCCACUACAUGAAGAAGCAGGCUGGACCCAACUCGGUUACCCUGCGCAGAGAGGCAGACCUCGAGGCCUUUGUCAACAACUUUGACGCCAGUGUAGUGGGUAAGUAGUACUCUAGAAGAGUAUAGAUACCUGUUUGUUCUUAACUGAAUCUUUGGCCCCCUGAUUCUGUACUUUUCACAUUGGCCAUAAUUUAAUUUAUGUCCACUGCUCUGAAAAACCUUGUGAGAGGUGAAUGCAACAUGGUGGAAGCCAACACAAUAGCAGUGUUGGAAAGGGCUAAUGUACUUUCUCUCCAUACUUCUCUCUCCCCUCUCAGGUUUCUUCUCUGGGCCUGACAGUGCUCAGCUGGCAGAGUUUCUGAAGGCGGCCGGUGUCAUGAGGGAGCACUUCCGCUUCGCCCACACCAUCGACAUGGCCCUGGGCCUCAAACACGGGGUGGACACUGAGUGAGUGAGAGAGAGAAAAAGGGAGGGAGGAAGUGAUAGAGAGAUGGGGAGGGAGAGAAUGGGAAGAAGGGAGCGUGAUAGAGAGUGAGAUCAAGAUAACCCUGUUGAGUUCAAUCAGGUGUCUUAGUGCUGGGCUAGAGCAAAAUUGUGUACACCCAGAAAUGGAUUGAGAAACACUGCUAUAGUGUGACUGUACAUGGUGUGACCAACAGACUGAUCAACUACUGUCUUAUCUCUCUCCCCUGCAUCUCUCCAGGAGUGUUCUGCUGUUCAGGCCCCCAAGGCUGAGCAGUAAGUUUGAGGAGAGCGUGCUGCGCUUCACUGAGACAGUCACCACCCACACACUGCGCCGCUUCAUCAGAGACAACAUGUAAGACUCCUACUCCCAUCUGUCUACUCUAAAUCUACCUGAAUGUCUGUGUUACUUUAGUCUCUCUCUCUAUCAUAUCAUAUCAGUCUCUCUUUUUCAUAUCCCUAUCUCUCUUUCCCUCUCUAUCGCUACUUGAGUGUCUAACAUUAUUGGUCUUCCUGUUUCCUUUGGUCAGUUUCGGAAUGUGCCCCCAUCUGACCAAUGAGAACAGAGAUAAGUUGAAGGGGCAGGACUUGUUGACUGCGUACUAUGAUUUGGACUACCUGCGGAAUCCCAAAGGCUCCAACUAUUGGAGGAACAGGUUGGUACACCUCCAAUACCACAACACUUUAAACCACACUCGUAUUAGAUUACCCACAAUUAAUAGGAACUUUCUCUUUUAUUUCAGUUCUGUUUUUCAUUUGAUACUGAAUUCAUAGUAGGUAUGUUAUUAUUGUAUUGGUUACAAUUAUGUUGCACUUGUUUUUUUAAUGAGAUGAUAUUGAAAUACUAUUAUUAUCUUACAUGGUCAUUGGGCAACGUAAAGUGUGACCAAGUAGUAAUGUAGAUAUGUAUAUUCUCGUAUUAUUUAUUUUGAUUUAGAUCUUAGCCUACAUACAGUACAUAUAAUACCUGAACUCCAAAUAUUGUAUACAAGGUGGUAUAUAAGUCUCUUAUCAUUAUUAUUAAAUUUAGUUCAUUCGCUUUUCUCAGGGUGAUGAAGGUGGGUUAUCAGUUUGCAUCCCAGGGCCUGAGUUUUGCCGUGGCUAAUCGCGGGGACUUUGUGGACGAGCUGGAGGAGGAGUUUGGUCUGGGUGCGUCAGACGGAGGAGAUCUGCCCUUCGUAACCAUCAGAACACGACAGGGCUUCAAGUACACCAUGAGGGAGGAGUUCACGUGAGUUACAGACAUAGAACCUCAACUAAGUCUAAAAUCUGAGCUCUACCACAUACAACUCUACUAAUGAUGUUUGUUGUUGAACCUAUUUAACAGGCGAGAUGGGAAGUCCCUGGAAAGAUUCCUUGAGGAUUACUUUGCUGGACGACUAAAACGUUACAUCAAGUCGGAGCCCAUACCUGAGAAAAACAAGGGUCCCGUCAAGGUAUGUUUGUUGUUUGUCUAUGUGUACGGGUGUGUGUGUGUAUUUCUGUGUUAUUAUUCAAUACUCAAUCACAGUACAUUUGUGUUUCUGAUUUUGUUGUCAUGACAAUUAACAGUUAUUUUCUCUGUUUGUGUGUGCACCCACUCACAGGUAGUGGUGGCGGAGUCAUUUGAAGAGAUUGUGAAUGACCCUGAGAAGGAUGUGCUGAUUGAGUUCUAUGCCCCCUGGUGUGGUCACUGUAAGAGCCUGGAGCCCAAGUACAAGGAGUUGGCAGAACAGGUGAGAAAGACUACACACUCAUACACAGACUCACCAAUUGCCACGGUUUACUAUUAUGGCUUUCCUCAGAACAAUUGUAUGCCAUUGAAAAUUGUAAUUUGUCAAUAAACUAAGGAAAAGAGCUAAAGCCAAGUAAAGCCCUUUGUUCUCAUUGGUUAUUUCUCCUGUUUUCCUCUCUCCUCAGCUCUACUCUGACCCUAAUAUUGUCAUUGCCAAGAUGGAUGCCACAGCCAAUGAUGUUCCACAAGGCUUUGAUGUGCAAGGGUGAGACAUCACACUUUAUCACCUGGUUAUCCUAUCCCUUCUAUCAGCACUCACUUAUCUUUCCAUUCAUUUUCUCCCUGUCUCUGGUCAUUUAUUCAUUGUGUUUCUCUCGCUCUCUCUUUUAUUGUUCUGUAGGUUUCCCACCAUCUACUUUGCUCGGGCAGACAAGAAGGACCAGCCCAAACGAUAUGAGGUGAAGUCUCCCUACACUGUUAUUACCAUUUUACACAAGCAGACACAAACUAGUCAUAUACCAGUGUUUCCCCUAUAUUCAUUUAGCAGCAGCGUCCCGCCACUCAAAAAAAAUAUUAUUACAAAUAUAUACAGUUUACAUACACCUUAGCCAAAUACAUUUAAACUCAGUUUUUCACAAUUCCUGACAUUUAAUCCUAGUAAAAAUGUCCUGUCUUAGGUCAGUUAGGAUCACCACUUUAUUUUAAGAAUGUGAAAUGUCAGAAUAAUAGUAGAAAUAAUGAUUUAUUUCAGUUUUUAUUUACAGUGGGGGAAAAAAGUAUUUAGUCAGCCACCAAUUGUGCAAGUUCUCCCACUUAAAAAGAGGAGAGAGGCCUGUAAUUUUCAUCAUAGGUACACGUCAACUAUGACAGACAAAAUGAGAAUUUUUUUCUCCAGAAAAUCACAUUGUAGGAUUUUUUAUGAAUUUAUUUGCAAAUUAUGGUGGAAAAUAAAUAUUUGGUCACCUACAAACAAGCAAGAUUUCUGGCUCUCACAGACCUGUAACUUCUUCUUUAAGAGGCUCCUCUGUACUCCACUCGUUACCUGUAUUAAUGGCACCUGUUUGAACUUGUUAUCAGUAUAAAAGACACCUGUCCACAACCUCAAACAGUCACACUCCAAACUCCACUAUGGCCAAGACCAAAGAGCUGUCAAAGGACACCAGAAACAAAAUUAUAGACCUGCACCAGGCUGGGAAGACUGAAUCUGCAAUAGGUAAGCAGCUUGGUUUGAAGAAAUCAACUGUGGGAGCAAUUAUUAGGAAAUGGAAGACAUACAAGACCACUGAUAAUCGCCCUCGAUCUGGGGCUCCACGCAAGAUCUCACCCCGUGGGGUCAAAAUGAUCACAAGAACGGUGAGCAAAAAUCCCAGAACCACACGGGGGGACCUAGUGAAUGACCUGCAGAGAGCUGGGACCAAAGUAACAAAGCCUACCAUCAGUAACACACUACGCCACCAGGGACUCAAAUCCUGCAGUGCCAGAUGUGUCCCCCUGCUUAAGCCAGUACAUGUCCAGGCCCGUCUGAAGUUUGCUAGAGUGCAUUUGGAUGAUCCAGAAGAGGAUUGGGAGAAUGUCAUAUGGUCAGAUGAAACCAAAAUAGAACUUUUUGGUCAAAACUCAACUCGUCGUGUUUGGAGGACAAAGAAUGCUGAGUUGCAUCCAAAGAACACCAUACCUACUGUGAAGCAUGGGGGUGGAAACAUCAUGCUUUGGGGCUGUUUUUCUGCAAAGGGACCAGGACGACUGAUCCGUGUAAAGCAAAGAAUAAAUGGGGCCAUGUAUCAUAAGAUUUUGAGUGAAAACCUCCUUCCAUCAGCAAGGGCAUUGAAGAUGAAACGUGGCUGGGUCUUUCAGCAUGACAAUGAUCCCAAACACACCGCCCGGGCAACGAAGGAGUGGCUUCGUAAGAAGCAUUUCAAGGUCCUGGAGUGGCCUAGCCAGUCUCCAGAUCUCAACCCCAUAGAAAAUCUUUGUAGGGAGUUGAAAGUCUGUGUUGCCCAGCGACAGCCCCAAAACAUCACUGCUCUAGAGGAGAUCUGCAUGGAGGAAUGGGCCAAAAUACCAGCAACAGUGUGUGAAAACCUUGUGAAGACUUACAGAAAACGUUUGACCUGUGUCAUUGCCAACAAAGGGUAUAUAACAAAGUAUUGAGAAACUUUUGUUAUUGACCAAAUACUUAUUUUCCACCAUAAUUUGCAAAUAAAUUCAUUAAAAAUCCUAAAAUGUGAUUUUCUGGAAUUUUUUCCCUCAUUUUGUCUGUCAUAGUUGACGUGUACCUAUGAUGAAAAUUACAGGCCUCUCUCAUCUUUUUAAGUGGGAGAACUUGCACAAUUGGUGGCUGACUAAAUACUUUUUUUCCCCACUGUAUUUCAUCACAUUCCCAGUGGGUCAGCAGUUUACAUACACUCAAUUAGUAUUUGGUAGCAUUGCCUUUAAAUUGUUUAACUUGGGUCAAAUGUUUUGGGUAGCCUUCCACAAGCUUCCCACAAUAAGUUGGGUGAAUUUUGUCCCAUUCCUCCUGACAGAGCUGGGGUAACUGAGUCAGGUUUGUAGGCCUCCUUGCUCGCACACACUUUUUCAGUUCGGCCAACAAACUUUCUAUAGGAUUGAGGUCAGGGCUUUGUGAUGGCCAUUCCAAUACCUUGACUUUGUUGUCCUUAAGCCAUUUUGCCACAACUUUGGAAGUAUGCUUUGGGUCAUUGUCCAUUGGGAAGACCCAUUUGCGACGAAGCUUUAACUUCCUGACUGAUGUCUUGAGAUGUUGCUUCAAUAUAUCCACAUAAUUUUCCUUCCUCAUGAUGCCAUCUAUUUUGUGAAGUGCACCAGUCCCUCCUGCAGCAAAGCACCCCCAUAGCAUGAUGCUGCCACCCCCGUGCUUCACGGUUGGGAUGGUGUUCUUCAGCUUGCAAGCAACCCCCUUUUUCCUCCAAACAUAACGAUGGUCAUUAUGGCCAAACAGCUAUAUUUUUGUUUAAUCAGACCAGAGGACAUUUCUCCAGAAAGUACGAUCUUUGUCCCCAUGUGCAGUUGCAAACCGUAGUCUGGCUUUUUUAUGGUGGUUUUGGAGCAGUGGCUUCUUCCUUGCUGAGCAGCCUUUCAGGUUAUGUCAAUAUAGGACUCGUUUUACUGUGGAUAUAUAUACUUUUUUUCACCUGUUUCCACCAGCAUCUUCACAAGGUCCUUUGCUGUUGUUCUGGGAUUGAUUUGCACUUUUCGCACCAAAGUACGUUAAUCUCUAGGAGACAGAACGCGUCUACUUCCUGAGUGGUAUGACGGCUGCGUGGUCCCAUGGUGUUUAUACUUGCGUACUAUUGUUUGUACAAAUGAACGUGGUACCUUCAGGUGUUUGUAAAUUGUUCCCAAGGAUGAACCAGACUUGUGGAGGUCUACAAUUUAUUUUCUGAGGUCUUGGCUGAUUUCUUUUGAUUUUCCCAUUAUGUCAAGCAAAGAGGCACUGAGUUUGAAGGUAGGCCUUGAAAUACAUCCACAGGUGUUGACUCAAAUGAUGUCAAUUAGCCUAUCAGAAGCUUCUAAAGCCAUGCCAUCAUUUUCUGGAAUUUUCCAAGCUGUUUAAAGACACAGUCAACUUGGUGUAUGUAAACUUCUGACCCACUGGAAUUGUGAUACAGUGAAUUAUAAGUAAAAUAAUCUGUCUGUAAACAAUUGUUGGAAAAAUGACUUGUGUCACAAAGUAGAUGUCCUAACCGACUUGCCAAAACUAUAGUUUGUUUUCAAUAAAUUUGUGGAGUGGUUGAAAAACGAGUUUUAAUGACUCUAACCUAAACUUCAACUGUAUAUAGAGAUUUUUUUGUAUAAAUAGAUAUUUCUGCCGAGACAUGCUUUUAAAGGGAUAGUGCACGAUUUUCACAAUGAAGCCCAUUUCCUACUUACCCAGAGUGAAAAUAACUAAUGGAUACCAUUUUUAUGUCUCUGUGUGCAGUUUGAAGGAAGUUGCUAACUGGCGUUAGCGCAAUGACUGAAAGCAAUGGCUCGCAAAACUACUUCUCCCACUACUUUUGCCACCAUUGCUGAAAAGAAUCCUAGGGGAAACACUGCACAUACUGAUGUAUCAAAGAUUGUAUAUGUCGGGUUACAAAGGGAGCUUACUAUGUUUUCCUCUAAUUCCAGGGACCCCGUGAAGUGAAGGACUUCAUCAAGUACUUGAAGAGAGAAGCCUCGCACAUCCCCGUUGUCAGUGGCGUGAGAGAAGACCUGUGAACAGAAGUUAGGCGAUGGCAGGGGUGUAUGAUGGGAAAUGUAGCCUGAGACCCCUGGAAUUGCGGUUGUGGAUACUCUGUUCUUGAAGAGUCACAACUUCUGAUGAGAUUAUUUAUUUCUGAUGAAAUAACACUCCAAAAACUCUACCUACAAAGUUUAUUUCCUUGAAACAACAGAUUUGAAAGAAAUCCAAGUUUCACGAUUGACUCUCCAGGAACAGAGCCCCAUGUAAUUGGUCAGGAGGAGGAGUAGGAUUUCUAUAGAACGUUGUUUCCCAAAUUUGGUCCUGGGGAUCCCAAGGGGUGCAUGUUUUG